UUGUAGUUCAAAACUCACCCCCAAAGUCUCUCCACUAGUAGUAGUAACACACCAAAUCAAAUAAAAAAAUCUCUACUAUUCCUACUACUAGUUUAUUACUACAACAUUCCUCAACACAAUCAAAUGAAGAAUAUGGCUUUCUCACCAAACCAAUCCUUCACAACCACAGCAACAUUGUCCGAAAACCUCCUCAAAAGAUCCCCUUUUCUCCCAAAACCUCAAACUCUCCCAACAUUGCACCACUCCAAGAAAGAUGUGUGCCUCCGCAAGCCCUUAUAUAUCUCCUCCGCCACGGGGUUCGGCUCCUCCGUGGCAGGGCCGGAGGGCUCCCCGAGAGCUGGAGUCCCGUGCAACGCCUACGAGGCCCGCUCGCAGCCCAUCCCGAUCAGCAUUGAGUUCGACCGGGAGGGCGCCGCGCAGAAGGCCAAGAUCGGGGCCUACUUCGCCACGUGGUGGGCCCUCAACGUGGUCUUCAACAUCUACAACAAGAAAGUCCUCAACGCCUUCCCCUUCCCCUGGCUGACGUCGACGCUGUCGCUCGCCGCCGGCUCCCUCAUCAUGCUCGUCUCGUGGGCCUCGAGGAUCGCCGAGGCCCCCGAGACCGACCUCGAUUUCUGGAAAGCUCUUUUCCCGGUUGCUGUCGCACACACGAUAGGACACGUGGCGGCCACCGUCAGCAUGUCAAAAGUGGCGGUUUCUUUCACUCACAUCAUAAAGAGCGGUGAACCAGCUUUCACCGUUCUGGUGUCGAGGUUCCUGCUCGGAGAGGCUUUCUCGUUGCCGGUUUACCUCUCCCUGCUGCCUAUCAUCGGCGGCUGCGCACUAUCCGCCGCCACCGAGCUCAAUUUCAAUCUCAUCGGUUUUAUGGGGGCAAUGUUGUCAAAUUUGGCAUUUGUAUUUAGGAACAUAUUCUCAAAGAGAGGAAUGAAUGGAAAAUCAGUUGGAGGAAUGAAUUACUAUGCUUGUCUCUCAAUUAUGUCCCUUUUCAUUCUCACCCCUUUUGCUAUUGCUGUGGAGGGCCCACAAUUAUGGGCUGUUGGUUGGGAAAAGGCUGUCUCUCAAAUUGGGCCUAAUUUCAUAUGGUGGGUGGUGGCUCAAAGUGUGUUUUACCAUCUAUACAAUCAAGUGUCAUACAUGUCUCUAAAUGAGAUAUCUCCAUUGACAUUUAGCAUUGGCAACACAAUGAAGAGAAUAUCAGUGAUAGUAGCAUCCAUCAUCAUCUUCAAUACUCCUCUUCAGCCAAUCAAUGCUCUUGGUGCUGCCAUUGCAAUCUCUGGCACUUUUCUCUAUUCUCAGGCUAAGCAGUGAUUAAGGAGAAGGAUUUUGCGAGGGAGAGAAGCAUGUUCAAGUAUAUUUAACAAUGAACUAACAUGAUAUAAAAAAAAUAAAGCAAUGAUUUAUGAAUAUUGGUUAGUAGAGAUGAAAAAAUGAGACUUCAGUUGGAUGUAAUUUUCUUAUGACAUAAGGUAGUUUAAGUAGAUAUAUAUAAUAAGAUUAAUGUAUAAUAGUAAUUCUUUAUUAAUUAGAUUGAUGUUGUUUCAUUUUCUAUUCCAAGUACGGAAAUGUAACGUGUGAUUAAUAUUACCUAUUUACUUCUCUAUAUUUCUGAA
This is a messenger RNA of Salvia hispanica, 1610 nucleotides long. RefSeq names its product glucose-6-phosphate/phosphate translocator 2, chloroplastic-like. Lineage: Eukaryota; Viridiplantae; Streptophyta; Magnoliopsida; Lamiales; Lamiaceae. The record is from RefSeq and is a predicted model, not a curated record. Gene Ontology annotation, biological process: transmembrane transport. Gene Ontology annotation, cellular component: membrane. Gene Ontology annotation, molecular function: transmembrane transporter activity.